CAAGUAUCGCGGGAACUGGGAAGGGCGAGCGAGCGUAGCGCUUAGAAAUCACUAUGGUGACGGGAAGGCCGGGAGACUUCUCGGCGACUAGUCUCGGCUCUGAGAGAGUCGCCACUGCUUUCCUGGAUCUUGAGCAUCAAGAAUUAGUAAGCUGUGUGGGUUGGACUACUGCUGAGGAACUGUAUUCAUGCAGUGAUGACCACCAGAUAGUGAAGUGGAACUUGUUAACCAGUGAAACAAGUCAAAUAGUCAAGCUUCCUGAUGACAUCUACCCUAUAGAUAUUCAUUGGUUUCCAAAAAGUUUAGGCAUAAAGAAGCAGACUCAGGCAGAAAGCUUUGUUCUCACAAGUUCUGAUGGAAAAUUCCAUCUAAUUUCUAAGUUAGGAAGAGUGGAAAAAAGUGUAGAGGCCCACUGUGGAGCAGUGCUUGCAGGAAGGUGGAAUUAUGAGGGAACAGCAUUAGUUACGGUUGGAGAAGAUGGACAAGUAAAAGUCUGGUCAAAGACUGGGAUGCUUAGAUCAACUUUAGCUCAACAAGGAAUACCAGUGUAUUCAGUAGCAUGGGGCCCUGAUUCAGAAAAGGUUCUUUACACAGCAGGCAAACAGCUGAUCAUUAAACCUCUUCAACCAAAUGCUAAAGUUUUACAGUGGAAAGCUCAUAAUGGCAUUAUUUUAAAAGUAGAUUGGAACUCAGUCAAUGAUCUUAUUUUAUCUGCUGGUGAAGACUGUAAGUAUAAGGUUUGGGAUAGUUAUGGCCGCCUGCUGUACAACUCACAGCCUCACGAACACCCAAUUACCUCAGUUGCCUGGGCGCCAGAUGGAGAGUUAUUUGCUGUUGGAUCAUUUCAUACUUUACGCUUGUGUGAUAAAACUGGGUGGUCAUAUGCUUUAGAAAAACCCAACACUGGCAGCAUAUUUAAUAUUGCAUGGUCAAUUGACGGCACUCAGAUUGCUGGAGCCUGUGGAAAUGGCCAUGUUGUUUUUGCACAUGUGGUGGAGCAGCAUUGGGAGUGGAAAAAUUUUCAAGUAACACUAACUAAAAGAAGGACAAUGCAGGUUCGUAACGUUCUUAAUGAUGCCGUGGAUUUACUGGAGUUCCGUGAUAGAGUCAUUAAAGCCUCUUUGAACUAUGCACACUUAGUUGUUUCAACAUCUCUUCAGUGUUAUGUGUUCUCUACGAAGAACUGGAAUACACCACUUAUAUUUGAUCUCAAAGAAGGAACUGUUAGUUUAAUUCUGCAGGCAGAAAGACAUUUUCUUCUGGUAGAUGGUGGUGGCAUCUAUCUGCAUUCUUAUGAGGGGCGCUUCAUUUCUUCUCCCAAGUUUCCUGGAAUGAGAACAGAUAUUCUGAAUGCACAGACUGUGUCUCUGAGUAAUGAUACUGUAGCAAUAAAAGACAAAGCUGAUGAGAAAAUAAUCUACCUGUUUGAAACAUCAACUGGAAAACCCUUAGGGGAUGGGAAGCUUCUUUCUCAUAAGAAUGAAAUCUCUGAGAUUGGUCUGGAUCAAAAAGGACUUACCAAUGAUAGAAAAAUUGCUUUCAUUGAUAAAAACAGAGAUCUUUAUAUCACCUCGGUGAAGCGAUUUGGAAAGGAAGAACAAAUUAUUAAACUUGGAACCAUGGUGCAUACGUUGGCAUGGUGUGAUACAUGCAAUAUCCUUUGUGGACUUCAAGACACUCGAUUUACAGUAUGGUAUUACCCUAAUACCGCUUAUGUGGACAAAGACAUUUUGCCUAAAACAUUGUAUGAAAGGGAUGCAAGUGAAUAUAGUAAAAACCCACACAUUGUGAGUUUUGUUGGAAAUCAGGUGACUGUAAGGAGAGCUGACGGCUCCCUGGUACACAUCAGCAUCUCACCAUACCCUGCCAUCCUCCACGAGUAUGUAAGCAGCUCUAAAUGGGAAGAUGCUGUACGACUUUGUCGUUUUGUUAAGGAGCAAAGCAUGUGGGCCUGCCUAGCUGCUAUGGCAGUCGCUAAUCGAGAUAUGAUUACUGCAGAAAUAGCAUAUGCAGCAAUUGGUGAAAUUGAUAAAGUUCGAUACAUCAGUUCUAUAAAAGAACUUCCAUCUAAAGAAUCAAAAAUGGCCCACAUACUAAUGUUUAGUGGGAACAUACAGGAGGCUGAAAUAGUACUUCUUCAGGCUGGCCUUGUUUACCAAGCAAUCCAGAUCAAUAUUAAUCUCUAUAACUGGGAAAGGGCACUGGAAUUGGCUGUAAAAUAUAAAACCCAUGUUGAUACAGUUCUUGCAUAUCGUCAAAAAUUUUUGGAGACAUUUGGCAAACAGGAAACUAAUAAGCGGUACUUGCAAUAUGCAGAAGGUCUCCAAAUAGAUUGGGAGAAAAUCAAAGCCAAAAUUGAGAUGGAAAUUACUAAAGAACGAGACCGAUCAUCAAGUGGCCAGUCCGGCAAGAAUAUGGGCUUAAAGCACUAAGUGCCAUGCUAACCUUUAAGGAGCUUUAUGUUUGAAUCUAGUACUGAUUAACCAAAGAUAUGCAUGUCUUGAUUGCUAAAGAAAAAGGCAUCAUUUUAAGACUAGGGCUGUUACUCAAUGGUAUAACACUUGCCUAGCAUGCAUGAGGCCCUGGGUUUGAUACCUAGCACUGCCAAAAAGAAAAAGACAUUAUCUUCAAUUAAUUGUAAGCACUUUCAUGUCUUUAAUACUAAAAGUACAUUCAGGAAAAUUAAGCACAAAAUAAUUGAUUUAAUUCCAUCUUUUAUAUUUUUCUAGUCUAAUAAUUAGCAAAAUAUUUCCAUAUACUUAUUUAUACCCAAGGAGUGUUGAUUACAUUCUAGUUUUGUGUUCAUUACUUUAUUCCUGGUUCUUCAUUAUGAACAAAUAUUAAUGCUGAUAAUAAAAUAUUGGACUCUUUAAAAUGUAUAUUAAUUUCUGUUUGACCUGUAAAAUGUAAAUUAUCUCCCAAAGUUUAUAAAACAAAAAAAUACCUGAGGCUAAUUUCUGAAAAUGUUACAAUGCAGACAUUCAUACACCAAAAUUGAUAACACUAUUUAAAUAGUAAAAGCUGGGAACAGCACAACCUUCCAUCAGUGGCUGACUAGAUAAAUCAAUGUGUUUUACACAUGUGGUGGGAUAUUAUCAGUCUUAAAAGGAGUAAACUACUGAUACAUGCUGCACCAUGGGUGAACCGUGACACAUUUGCACUAAGUCAAGCAAACUUAACACAGAAGUCAUUUUGCAAGAUUCUACUUCCAUGAGCUGCCUAGAAUCAGCAAGUUCUUUGACACAGAAAGGAGAAUAGUGGUUAUAAGGGACUAGGGGGAGGGGAAUAUUGGAGUUUAUUAUUGUUUCUUUUAAAUAAAUAUUCUUUGAGAAUUUCAUACAAAUUUCAUAUAAUGUGUUUUGAUUUUAUUCACCCCCAAAUACUCCCCUUAACUCCUCCCAGUUCCACUCCUGCCUCCCUACUCCUCCAAUUUCAUGUCCUUGUUUUAAACAACCCAUCAUCUCCAAUUUGUGCCUCUCUCAGAAGCCAUCAGCUGUCCCUAGCUCCUUAGGGGUGAGGGUUCAGGAAUCCCUUCCCAAGGGAGUUUGUUUAAUGGAUACAGUUUCUGUUUGGGGUGGUGAGCAAGUUCUAGACAUAGGUAGUAGUGAUGGUUAUUUAAUAUUAUGAAUGUUAAUGGUCCCGAAUUGUCCUCUUAAAAAGACUAAAAUGUUACAUUUUGUUAUUUUUUCCAUAUACCAUAUUAAAAAUAUUUAUCUAGAACAGGCAAAUUUUAUUUUCUUCAUUCCUCUCCUGAUGAGAAUGUUUUAGGCAUUAGAACUUAGAAUCUGAAUUGUGAAAAUCUCCUUAGUUGAUAAACCUGUUUUACUAGCCUUAAUCUGAUAUGUUCCCACAUUAAUAACUACCACAAAAGCCUUUUGACAUUAGUAAUAACACAAGUACUUCCAUGAAGCUGUUCUGUUCUGUUCGUGGAAUUGGUGUGUUAUAGAGAGUACACACAUGAGCACUGGGAAAGAGUUCCUUUCCCAUCACCAUUUUAGUGACUGUCUCUAGGUUUCUCUCAUAGAAAUGUUCUUUACUUUCCAACAUGUUGCUUUUCUUUCCUGGAAUGUUGGAAUAUUUGGACCUUAAUCCAGAUUCUGGAUACAGGUAUGUAUUCCAUUCAUGAAAUCUGAUUGAGGAAUUUACUUAUAUGCUUUCUAUAUUGUUAAUGUUUAAAAAUAAUAAAAAUGGUUUAAAUGGUAAA
Messenger RNA from Nannospalax galili (Upper Galilee mountains blind mole rat), 4204 nucleotides. It is a transcript of the gene Ift80, whose product is annotated as intraflagellar transport 80. Gene Ontology annotation, molecular function: protein binding. The record is from RefSeq and is a predicted model, not a curated record. Lineage: Eukaryota; Metazoa; Chordata; Mammalia; Rodentia; Spalacidae. Gene Ontology annotation, biological process: cilium assembly. Gene Ontology annotation, cellular component: cilium; intraciliary transport particle B; centrosome.